CCCGAGCCGAAGGAGGCGCCGGCCGCGCCCGCGGCGGCGGGGAAGAGCUCGGGGCCCGAGGAGGCGAAUGUGACGGGGGAGCUGGUGCCGCAGCCGCGGCGGCCGUGGGCGAGGUUGCUGGCGCAGUACCCAAAGUUGAAGGAGAUGCAACUCUCUGCUGAAAAUAUUGGUAGUGCAAAUGCAGAUUACUCAUUGUUCUUGAUUUUUGCAGUUUAGGUCGCAACUGUUAGUUGAUAGUUCUCUGUGCAUCACUUAACGAUUUUUAUGCUGUAUGUGCGACCAUAAUGAUUCUUAGAUCAGGGCUGAAUGGAAUUCUUAAAUCAUCAUUUAUGAUUCAUAUGAGGCUCCCAGUAGAAAGUCAAUUCUCGGUGUGAAGACCGGCAAGCAACUCUCUGUUUUUCUUGAAAAAAAAUAGACAAAUUAUCUUCAUGGGCUUCUCAGCAUUUCAAGUGUGAAUGCACCUACUCCUCAUUUUCCUAUAUAUGGCGAUGAAAUUUCUGUUGGCAGAGGUGACGACUGUCACAUAUGUUUGGAUGAUCAAGCUAUUAGUGGAAAUCUAUGCAUGUUGCGAUGUCUUCAGCAAGGAGGUCCAUGUGAGUUAGAGGCCACAGGCCAAAAUGGCUUGGUUGUACUAAAUGAAAAAAGGAUCAGCCCAGGUGACAAAGUUUCUCUCAUAGGAGGGGAUGAGGUUAUUUUUGGGGCCAAGCAUGCCUAUAUUUUUCAGCAUCCUCUGAGGGAUACUGAAGUUACUAAAGCGGUGCUGAAUUCUGCUGACAAUUCAGCUGAUACUGAGCCCAGCAGAUGGAUAACCUUGAAGGAUGGGAUGAAACGUGGAAUUCUUAACUCAAAUGAUAUUGAUGUAACCCUUGAUAAUUUCCCAUAUUAUCUCAGUGAGAUUACAAAGAAGAUACUCUUGUCAUCUGCAUCCAUACACUUCGGGAAGUUCGGGAUACCCUUAUCAAAAAUUGCAUCUCUAAAUCAGCGAAUUCUGUUAUCUGGUCCAUCAGGGUCAGAAAUUUACCAGGAAACACUGAUAAAGGCUCUUGCAAAGCAUUAUAAAGCAAGACUUCUCAUAGCUGAUUCUCUUACGCUGGGUGGUCAGUCGUCUUCCAAGGAUGCCAGGAUGGAUGAUGCACCUUGUAGUUCAAGAGAUAUUGAGGGGCCAUCCAACCUAAACACUUUCAGAGAAGGGGAUAGGGUAGAGUAUACUGGUAGUGCCUUUAAGCUGACACAAAGGGGCCCUGCUUAUGGUUCUCGAGGCAAAGUGGUGCUUGCUUUUGAAAACAAUCAGUUAUCUAAACUUGGAGUUAGAUUCAACAAUCCUAUCACUUAUGGUAAUAAUCUUGGAGGUUUGUGUGAGGGAAAUCACGGCUUCUAUUGUCAUGCUGAUGAACUUCGUCCAGAUUCUUUUGCUGGUGAAGAAGUUGAUAGUGUUGCUUUAGGAAAGUUAAUUGAGGUCAUUUCAGAAGAAAGCAAAAGCGGUAAUUUGAUUGUGUUACUCAAGGAUGUCCAGAAGUUAUUUACCGAAUGUAGAGAAUCGCAUGCAUCACUGAGAAGCGAACUUCCACCUGGUGUUCUGAUAAUUGGGUCUCACACUCAGACAGAUAGCCGCAAUGAUCAGUUACAUCCUGGAAGAUUGCAUGUUCCCAGGCUAUCUAGUGGCAACCAGACAUUACUUAACACUACCCAGGAAUUCUUGGGAACUGGAUUGCAUGAAACAAACAGAAGUGCUACAAAGUCAAUGGAGCAUCUAAAUGAUCUUUUCCCUAAUAAAAUUAUCAUUGAACUUCCCCAGAAUGAAGCACAGCUAUCAAAUUUGAAGAAACAACUAGAACGCGACACUGAAACCCUUAAAGCUAAAGCCAAUGUUCUUAAUAUUCAUAAGUUUCUGACCAGCAGGGGAAUCGAAUGCAAUGAUCUUCAAGAAUUGUCUAUCAAAGCUCAAAUACUAACUAAUGAAAGUGUGGAUAAGAUUGUCGGCCAUGCUAUUAGUCAUCACAUUCAGCACAAUAAACCCCCAAGUGAUGGCAAAAUGAUACUUCCAAUCAAAAGCCUCAAGCAUGGAUUCAGUAUGUUACAGAACACUCACAGAGGAAGUAAGAGUUCAAAGAAUAUAUUAAAGGAUGUAGUCACAGAGAAUAAAUUUGAGCAAACAGUCCUUUCAAAUGUUAUCUCACCUAAUGAGACUGGAGUUACCUUUGAGGACAUUGGAGCGCUGGACAAUGUGAAGGAGACACUGAGGGAACUGGUGAUGCUCCCUCUACAGAGGCCUGAAUUGUUCAGCAAAGGGCAGCUAAGAAAGCCUGUGAAGGGAAUACUGCUCUUUGGACCUCCUGGAACAGGUAAAACAAUGCUUGCAAAAGCGGUAGCUACUGAGGCAGGUGCAAACUUUAUCAAUGUAUCAAUAUCAAGCAUUAUGUCAAAGUGCCUUGGAGAAGCAGAGAAAUAUGUGAAGGCCAUUUUCUCUUUGGCUAGUAAAAUAUCUCCUGCAGUAAUAUUUGUUGAUGAGGUUGACAGUUUGCUAGCAAAGAGAGGAAGCCAAGUAGAGCAUGAAGCAAUGCGCAAGAUUAAAAAUGAAUUUAUGGUAAAUUGGGAUGGUUUGCGCACUAAACAGCAAGAACGUGUACUUGUUCUUGGAGCCACAAAUAGGCCACAUGAUCUUGAUGAGGCUGUUAUUCGAAGGUUUCCUCGCAGAAUAAUGGUGAGCCUUCCUGAUGCAUUGAAUAGAGAAAAGAUUUUGAAAGUCAUAUUAUCCAAAGAAACGUUGGCACCAGAUGUGGAUCUUCGGUCAGUUGCCAAUAUGACUGAAGGAUAUUCAGGGAGUGACUUGAAGAAUCUCUGUAUAACUGCAGCGCAUGGCCCUAUUCGUGAAAUUUUUGAGAAGGAAAAGAAGGAGAAGAGUUUGGCGAUAGCUGAAGGUAAGCCUGAGCCUCCGUUGUAUGGAGGAGAGGACGUUCCCCCACUUGGAAUGGUUCACUUGAAAUUUGCGCUUGACCAGGUGGGUGCUAGCUUGUCGCCUGAUUCAGUAACCAUGAACCAGAUCGUGCAGUGGAACAACGAGUUUGGAGAUGGGGGAUCGAGAAAGAAGGAAACACUGACCUACAUAAUAUAGUGGAACAUAGAGAAACAACAGCAAGUGUACAGUUGCUAUAUUUCCCAAACUGGGAAUGUAUGUCCUCACAAGUCGCCAUGCUCGGAUCAGUCGGGGUUUUUCUCUGCUAAAAAUUCCAGCAGCAGCUGCCUCUGACGCUCCCCUGUAAUUAGCUUGAUUGCCUCUGAAGUACUCUUAUCUGAGAGUCAUGAUUGAUAUGAUGCUGUUACAACAGAGAUCAGUACUCAUUGUACUAUACUUCCCUUUUCCUUCCUUUUACACCCUUUUUACUGGUAUUCUGUGAAUUGGCAUAGUCCUUGUACAUGUAAAAAAAAACAGAGAUAAAGAUCAUAGAUAAUUGGUGUCGAUUUGAUUGAUUGUUGCA
This is a messenger RNA of Setaria italica (foxtail millet), 3476 nucleotides long. Its product is annotated as peroxisome biogenesis factor 1-like. The coding region runs from base 563 to 3112 and encodes 849 amino acids. Gene Ontology annotation, molecular function: ATP hydrolysis activity; ATP binding; protein binding. The record is from RefSeq and is a predicted model, not a curated record. The transcript is spliced from 26 exons. NCBI's taxonomy places the organism in Eukaryota, Viridiplantae, Streptophyta, Magnoliopsida, Poales, Poaceae. Gene Ontology annotation, cellular component: mitochondrial outer membrane.